Glarea lozoyensis ATCC 20868 is the source of this 861-nucleotide messenger RNA. RefSeq lists its product as uncharacterized. Bases 1 to 861 code for a protein of 286 amino acids. The record is from RefSeq and is a predicted model, not a curated record. Lineage: Eukaryota; Fungi; Ascomycota; Leotiomycetes; Helotiales; Helotiaceae. The transcript has a single exon.
AUGGCGAUCAAGAAAAACCUUAAAAAGUAUAUAGACGAAAUAGGAUUCAACCCAAAUUUCUGCGAUCCUUCCUUACCACUCAAGAACCGUCAGAGUCUGUUAGUUGUAGAACUUAUCCGCUGUUAUGACCUCAAGAUAACUAGUUCUUCUUCCGCACCUGAUGACCACAGAAAGUUUGUGCGUGCUAUUGGUACUUACAUCAAACUUAUGAACUUUUUUGUAAAAGAGGAUGCUAAUCCCAAAGACAGAGCAACGGAUUUCGGUGCAGACAGAUUUCAUUUUGGUCGGCGAUCGCCUGAGCACGAAGUUGAUCAAGAAGAAGUUGAACUGAAGUUGUUAGAGUUCACUCUUGCUCAGAUCAAAAGUCUUGCUACAUCAACUCCAGAAUCGGCUAGCGAUGACGAAGUAAACGAUGAAUUCUCUAUUGCUGAUAAGACUCAGUAUUUGAUUUCCGAAUUGACUCGUCGAUAUCAAACACACUUUCCAUCACCCCUCUCCAACGAAGAUAGGAAGUUGCAACGUAAAUUCUCCCAAGACCUUCUCAAAUUCGUUGCAGACGUUCAGAGAAAGGCACAUGAAGGCGUCAUCAAGCAGAAAGACAUUGAACCUUGCAUUCGUCAAUGGGCAUUGGUAGUUGAGCUUCGUCGCCAGUAUCAUUCUACCUUCACUUCCGUUAAACCUACGGAGGAGGACUUAGCAGCUCAACAUGAAUUUUCACAGGAGCUUUUGACAUUCCAAAAGAUCCUACUGAGAAACGCAAAAGAUGGUAUGAUAAAGCAAGAAGAGGUCGAGCCGCAGUUGCGGUUGUGGGCUAUAGAGGUUGCUCCUAUGCUUGCAAAGAUGGCCCAGGUCGCGAAGUGA